CUUUAGUAGGAAAAAUUAAUUCAAAAUAUUUCAACAUUCUCGACAGACAUCGAUGUCGUUAUUCUACCUACACAAACACUUGGAUAUUUUUUAUGAUUUUUCUUUAAUAAAAAUAGAAGUCAGAGAUAUGAAACGAUAGUAAUUCAUUAAAUAGAAUGGACGGCAGGCUUAAUCUCAGGUUUCUGCGUCCAUAUCUCGUUUUAUCGCCGUCACCCAAAACGGCAGCAUAUGCGCGGUUCUUCUCAGUAAGCUGCCACAAGCCCCGACAGGCACGCCAUAUACCUAGAUUCUGCUUGCAGAAUUCAUCAUGUAGCAGAAGCAUACAUGGCUCUGCUGCUCAAGACGUCACAUAUACCAAUCAUGACAUAUCACCAUCACAGAAUGACGCAUCAUCAUUAUCUCGUCGUCCGAUCACGGAUAGUAAUAGAAUCCAAAAGCUGAAGAACUACCAUGCCCUUCAGUACCCAAGGCUUAAAUCUUCGCCAAUCCGAAUAAGUGUUCCUACUUUUCGGAAACGGUACCAGGAUGUGGCCGGUACGCCAAUCCCAGAAGACCCAGAAGAGGUUGUUCUGGAGGGUCGUGUCAUGUCAGUCAGGCGAUCUGGGCCCAAGUUAGUCUUUCUCACAAUUAUGGGCGGAUAUCAACAAGUUCAGAUUAUGAUUAGUCUCAGCCAGCUUUCCGAUCCAAAGCCAGAACCUCGGGAGUUCAGGGAAGCUCUUCACCCAUUUAUCCGUGGUGACGUGGUCUCUGUCAAAGGCACAGCAAUGCGUACCACGGCUGGUGAGCUGACACUGAAAGCAGCUGAGCUUCCUACUCUCAUAAGCCCGAGCUUAACACCACUCCCCGAAGAGCUGAUUAACCGGGAAACCAUGCUCCUGAAAAGGCAUGUUGAUCUUCUCGUCAAUCGGCCGGCACUAGACACAUUUCGACUUCGCUCACAUAUCAUUAAAUAUAUGAGAGACUUCUUUCACGAGAAGGAUUUCCUAGAAGUUCAAACACCUGUCCUAGCAGACUACGCUAGUGGAGCAACAGCUCGACCAUUUCUAACCUCCGCCACUGAAUUUCCCCAUAAAGAGCUAGCGUUGCGAAUCGCACCUGAGCUAUGGCUGAAACGCCUAGUUAUUGGUGGCAACGAUAAAGUCUUCGAAAUUGGGACCUGCUUUCGUAAUGAAGGCAUCGAUACUUCCCAUAACCCAGAAUUCACUAUGUGCGAGUUUUACGCCGCAUACUCUAACCUCAGCGACUUGAUAUUGCUUACCGAAAACUUAAUAACUCGACUCUUCAAGCAUGUCGAACACCUUCAACAAAGCCAGCUCGAGUCUCUGGAGAAGCCUAAAAUCAAUCUUCCUGGGACGAAUUGGAAUCAAAUUGAAUUUAUACCCGCAUUAGAGAAGAUUCUUGAUAUUCGAUUUCCAGAUCUCUCGGAACCUGACGCGCUGCCCAAAAUCUUAGAACUCCUGAAUGAUCGAGCUAGUUUUGCACAUGGGCGAGAGUUGACGCUACCUAAAUUCUUAGAUGAGCUUGCAAGCAAAUACCUAGAGGUCUCGUCUCACGAGCAGCCUCUUUUUAUUAUUCAUCACCCUGCUUGCAUGUCACCUCUCUCCAAAUCCUUCACCUGUCCCAAGACUGGCCAGCUCGUAUCCGCUCGUGCUGAGCUAUUCAUAGAUGGACGUGAAAUAGCAAACAUGUACGAGGAAGAGAAUGAUCCUUACGAGCAACGACGGAAAUUUGAGCUUCAACUAGAAUCGCAGCAGGACAACCCAACGUCAGAAAAAGAAGGGCCCGGCGAAGUUGACGAGAGUUAUGUGCAAGCCUUAAUGCACGGAUUACCACCAACAGGGGGGUGGGGCUGUGGCGUAGACAGGCUGGUCAUGCUAUUCUCCGGGGCGCCCAGGAUAGGACAAGUCCUCGGUUUUGGUACCCUAAGAAAUGUUGUCUCGAUACACCAACAGGCGAAAGAUGCUUGAUCGCUUAGGAUAAAGGAAGAAAUGUAUUAGUAGGCACCUAUCAGGUGGCCGGAGAGAUGAUACCCAUUAGUCGAUGAAGUUAUGCCAUUGCCAUACAACUUGUCUUGGCGUAUCUUCCUAAGAGAAACAAUUCCCAAUACAUAAAAAAUGCGUUUUCAUGACGAGACAAAGCUUGAAGAGAAUGUAUCCCGUAUCUCUCUCUUCAAGGUAAGUAAUUGUUUAUUUAUAGCCUGGAAAGAUGUUUCCCGCCCCUUGAUUAUCACAGGUUGGUUGUCAUCGUCUCCAGCGAGCCUUUUGACGCCAGCGAGGAAAAGGGGUGUAGGGGGUUUCAAUACAAAGCGUCAAGGCCAUCAGUUUCCGGUUUUACGCCGUACAAGUCUCAUAAUUUGGGACCGUAGAGGAUGGUUGUCGAAGUGUAGCAAUAAAUUAUG
Messenger RNA from Hypoxylon fragiforme, 2398 nucleotides. Its product is annotated as lysyl-tRNA synthetase. Gene Ontology annotation, molecular function: tRNA binding; lysine-tRNA ligase activity; ATP binding. Gene Ontology annotation, cellular component: cytoplasm; mitochondrion. The transcript is spliced from 2 exons. Lineage: Eukaryota; Fungi; Ascomycota; Sordariomycetes; Xylariales; Hypoxylaceae. Gene Ontology annotation, biological process: mitochondrial lysyl-tRNA aminoacylation. The record is from RefSeq and is a predicted model, not a curated record. The coding region runs from base 156 to 1967 and encodes 603 amino acids.